This is a messenger RNA of Stomoxys calcitrans (stable fly), 2004 nucleotides long. Its product is annotated as neprilysin-4. The record is from RefSeq and is a predicted model, not a curated record. NCBI's taxonomy places the organism in Eukaryota, Metazoa, Arthropoda, Insecta, Diptera, Muscidae. Gene Ontology annotation, biological process: protein processing. Gene Ontology annotation, molecular function: metalloendopeptidase activity. Gene Ontology annotation, cellular component: plasma membrane. The transcript has a single exon. Bases 1 to 2004 code for a protein of 667 amino acids.
AUGCUGUUAAAAAUUACAAAAGUUUUUGUUAUGAUUACAACUCUAUGGGGUAUGACACAAGCGGCGUCGCUUGGCGCCGAUGAGCAAAGGCAAAGGCGUCAAAAAUCCGAAGAAAUUCGCAAAUAUAUGAACCUAAGCGCAAAUCCUUGCAAUGAUUUUUAUGAAUUUGCCUGCGGCAAUUUUGCCCGCUACAAUCCCACCGAAAUUCAGGUGGACAUUUUCUCUAUACUGGAGAGGGAGUAUGAAGAAAAACAGGUCAAUGUUUUGACCCGUGAGUCAGCUGGUGAUACAGACAUGGAGAAGAACGUGAGAAAUUUCUACAAGUCCUGCCUGCACAUUGAUUUGCGCAUGUUCAAGGAUAAACUUAAGGCCAUAGUGCAGGAGUUUGGCAAAAUGCCUGCCUUGGAGGGCAAUCGAUGGCGUGAAAAUGAUUUUGAUUGGCUAAAAACCAUAGCAGAGAUUUCCCAUAAAUAUGAUGUGCAGCUGCUGAUGCGCUAUGAGCUGGGCAAUGAUAUUUCAGACAGCAGCAAGCGUUGGCUGAAACUAUACUGGGAAGAUAUGCAGGAAAGUUUGGCCGCCCUCAUAAUACGCAGCAAUCAUGGCAUUACCGAGCAGACGGUUAUUGCCAGUAAAUUGAAGACCUAUUUGGGCUUGGAUCAAAACACUGCCAAUCGAGUGGCCAAGGAUAUAGCAGACUUUAAGGCCAGCCUGGCCACCGCCUGUCCUGCCUCGGGUGUUACUGUCAAUGCCCCAACUCUGACCGUGGAUAAAAUGCAACGCAAAUAUAUGCCCGAUGUGGAUGUGAGACGUUUCCUGGAAAUCUCUUUGGGCUCAAAUAUACCUCGCAAUUACAAAAUAGAAGACCACCUGGCCACUUGUCAUCAAAAUAUCGUCCACACCCUGAAGCGCACUCCCAAAAGAACAGUGGCCAAUUAUGUUUUCUAUUAUCUGCUUAAGCCCUUUAUGAUGCUGCAAGUCCCCGGGCAACAGCAGGAGUUGUGUAAAAUAGAGACCACCACUCAUUUUGCCAGCGAAAUGGAUUUUAUGGCCUAUCGCAAGGAGGUGUCUCAGCAAAUGGAAAAUGAUUUGAAACAUUUUUGGGUAACCAUCAAAUCGACGUUUCAAAGUAUACUGCAAUCGCCUCGCCUCAGUUGGAUUAAGGACAAUACCCGCAAGGCAGCCUUGGACAAAGUGAGGCAAAUGAAAUUGGAAUUUGGUCAAUAUGAGCGCAACAUGUUUUCGGAGAAAUACAGCCAACUACGGCUGUACCGCAAUGAUUAUCUGCAGAAUAUGAAAGCCAUAUUGGCCUAUAAGGCAGCAGAAGCUCACAGAAAAUUCAAUGCAUCCUCGAACCCACAACAAAAGGUGGCUGAGCGGGAAGGCAGCCCCUUUACCAGCCGCCUCAAAAACACUGUCAUAUUCCCCGUAUCCUCCCUACAACCGCAUUAUCUAUGGUCGGGCUCUUCACCGAAUGCCUUAAAAUUUGGCACCUUGGGUUUUCUGGCCUCCCACGAGCUGGUCCAUGGUUUCGAUGACAAGGGGGUGUUCUAUGACAACAAUGGUCAAUUUAAGCGUUGGUGGGACAAUUUGUCUUUCCUCAGUCUACACAGUCGCCUGGACUGUUUUACUGAACAAUAUAAACGCUAUAAUUAUAUGGGCGAAUCCCAAUCCGAGAAUAUAGCCGAUAAUGGUGGUCUGCGCUUGGCCUAUGAGGCCUAUGUCAAAUGGUAUGAGGACACUUUGCGUUUCCAUCAGAGUGUGGGAGAGGAAACAUUGCCGCGUCUCAACUAUAAUAAUAGGCAGUUGUUUUUCAUAGCCUAUGGUCAAAUGUUUUGCAGCAACACUCGCCCAGAGCUUAGUACUUUAGAUACCUCGGCUUUUGGCCAUGUGCCUCAUAAGUAUAGGGUAAAUGGGCCUCUGUCGAAUUUGGAGGAAUUUUCCAAGGAAUUCAAUUGUCCCAGAGGCAGCAAUAUGAAUCCUAGUGAUAAAUGUGUUAUGUAUUAG